Molecule: messenger RNA, 564 nt
Organism: Camellia sinensis
Lineage: Eukaryota; Viridiplantae; Streptophyta; Magnoliopsida; Ericales; Theaceae
Source: RefSeq, a predicted model, not a curated record
AUGCAUGAUUUGCAAGCUUUGGUGACAAGUAAGGAGUUUGCAAGUUCAAGAUUUGCCAAAGAGAAAAAAGGAAAUGGUGCCAUUGAUAUCAUUUUAGAUGAACAAUUUUGGAAGGAUUGCUUUAUCACUGUUAAGAUUGUUGAGCCACUUAUGCGUCUCUUGCGUAUUGUUGAUGGAAAUGAGAAACCGUCCAUGGGAUAUGUUUAUGAAGGCAUGUAUAGGGCAAUCAAAGGUAUUAAAGAUAUUUUUAAGAGAAAUAAGAGGUUGUAUAGGCCUUACACAACAAUCAUUAAAACUCGUUGGGAUAAUCAAUUGCGGAAGAAUAUACAUGCGGCUGCUUAUUGGUUGAACCCAGCUUUUCAAUAUGAUCAAGCUUCAUUUUGCAAAAAGCCAGAGGUUAUGAAUAGUAUUCUUGAUGUCAUUGAAACUAAAGCCACAUCAAGUAAAACGAAACUCAUGAAUGAACUUAGAUUGUUUCGAGAUCGACAAGACAGUUUUGGAAGAGAGCUUGUCAUUACUACAUCAAAGAAAACACAACGUUGUAAUCUCUCUCUCUUUUUUUAA